UCUUAUAAAUGCCCAAACCACCACCCACUCCAUCAGUCUCCACCAAAACCAUAAUCGACAAGGCCCUCCUUUUCUCUCUCUCUUACUAUCGCCGGAAAAUGCUAAUUCCGGUGACCUUCUCGUCCAUUCAAAUACCCAUUUUCCAUAUCUCCGAUCAUCGCCGUCACGUUUUCCACGAAAAGCCCUGAACGAAAGCCAUCUUCUUUCUUUGUCCUAUUCCAAAAAUUAUUCCUUUCUUCAUCGCAAGACCAAAAAAAAAAAAAAAAAAAUUUGAUACUAUAAUUCAACAAGAAGGUACCAAUUUCAUGCGAGUAAAUAAAUUUUUGUAGGCUUUUUUUUGGUAGUUUAGUUUUGGGCUAGAUUGACCAGUUGAUCGGACAGAAUUUUGAAACUGUGGAGAAUUUGGCUUGUAUUGCUUGAGAGAGAAUUUAGAAAAGAUGGUGAAUGUGUAUGAACCUGUUGAGUGGUAGCAUUGAUUCACGUUUUAUUGCCUUUCUUGUUCGUGUACAUCUUUGUGUGAAGUAAAUGCAAAGAAUCAGAGGGAGUGAUGGGUUUUGAGUGACAAUGUUUGAUUAAAUUUUUGUGUACUGUUGAGUCUGAGUUUCAAAGCGGAUCGGAGCUUUGAAAAAUGAAGCAGAGCUGACAGGGCGGAAAGGGAUUUGGAGUAUAGACCGGGGCAUACAAUUUUUUUUUUUUUUUUUUUUGUCUGCUUGUUUGUUGCUUUUGGGUGUUAAUUUGAACAUUGAGCAUGCCAUUUCCGAUGAAGAUCCAACCUAUUGAUAUUGAUGCUGAAGAACCUGUUCGAACCGAUACGGUGAAACCAGCGGUGUUGAAAUCGCGGCUGAAGAGGUUGUUUGAUCGGCAAUUCCCUAGUGUUCUGAGGAUAUCGUCGGCGGAGAAGCCCAGCGGUGGCGGCGAAGCCCAUGGAGGAGUAGCAGAGUUGGAGCCGAGCUCCGUUUGCUUGGCAAAAAUGGUGCAGAGUUUUAUUGAAGACAACAAUGAGACAAAGCAGCAGUCUAUAGCGCCGAGCAAGUACGGGCGAAACCGCUGCAAUUGCUUCAACGGCAGUAGCAACGACAGCUCUGACGACGAGUUCGACGACUUUGCUUCUAAUUUCGGAGGCGAUUCUUCCACUGGCACUGGAUCCGAUGUCUUCGAUACGCUCAAGAGUUUAACCCCUUGUACUAGCGUUGCGGAGAGAAACCUGUUAGCAGACGCGGCGAAAAUCGUAGACAAGAACAACAAAAUUAACAAAAGUAAAGAGGAUCUGAGGAAAAUAGUGACGGAUGGACUGUCAUCUCUUGGCUAUGAUUCCUCUAUUUGCAAAUCCAAAUGGGACAAAUCUCUCUCUUACCCAGCAGGGGAAUAUGAAUAUAUAGAUGUGAUAGUGGAAGGGGAAAGAUUGUUGAUGGAUAUAGAUUUCCGAUCGGAGUUUGAGAUAGCGAGAUCGACUGGGACGUACAAGGCGAUAUUGCAAUCUCUACCGUACAUAUAUGUGGGGAAAGCCGAUCGGUUGGGUCAAAUAGCGUCGAUAGUAUCGGAGGCAGCAAAGCAGAGUUUGAAGAAGAAGGGGAUGCACUUUCCGCCUUGGAGGAAAGCUGACUACAUGCGUGCCAAAUGGCUCUCUCCUUAUACACGACGAACAACAACUAAUCAACCUCAAACUCAAACAACCCACACCAUUUCUACCGCUACCACGGACACCGACACAGACAGUGAUUGCGGUGACCUCCAUCUCAUUUUCGGUGACAAAACCACAACCACUCACUCUCACUCUUCGGAUUUUUCCAAUUUUAGUAAUGGCAAACUGAAUGAUGUCUUGCUUACGUGGCAACCACCGGCGGUUAAACCUAAGAGCCUUGACAGAUCACGACCAAAUGCAAAGCCCGUCACCGGUUUAGCUUCUCUCCUCAAAGAUCAUAAACCCUAAACCAAAAUUUUGGAUUUUGUUUUUCCGGUAUUAAAAAAAAAUAUUAUAUAUUUAAAACAUAAUCGUAUUUCGGAGAAUAGUACAAUCCUUUUCUUUU
Messenger RNA from Quercus lobata, 2027 nucleotides. RefSeq lists its product as uncharacterized. NCBI's taxonomy places the organism in Eukaryota, Viridiplantae, Streptophyta, Magnoliopsida, Fagales, Fagaceae. The coding region runs from base 749 to 1930 and encodes 393 amino acids. The record is from RefSeq and is a predicted model, not a curated record. The transcript has 3 exons.